AGUCUUGAUUUGCUACAUGGCUGGAAUCACAUAAUAACCUAAAUUCUUGGUAGAACAAAUACAACAGGUUAUAUGAAGGUGCUCAUGUCAAUGGAGCUAUGAUCUGAAGGAUGACAUAUAACAGGGAUAGAAGGUGUAGGUGUCUCCAAGCUGAUACCUGCACCUUCUAGGGAAUCUGUGCCCAUCUUGCUUUCACUGUGUCAGAGGAUGUUUAGAGAAGGUCUAACAUCUAACCAGAGCCAUAUUUUGAACCUGGCACCCACUGUCAGCAAGUAUGCCAUGCCCUCAGCAAGGGUGUCCUCAUUUUCUUUUUUCUUUAUUCACUUUCUUUGGCUUUUUUCCUCCCUAACUUCUGGGCAAUCUCAUCUUUGACUGAAGUUCUUAAACAUCCCAUUACAAAAAGGGCCCAACUUCAACAACUUAACCAGUACUGUCCUUGGGAGGUUUCGUAUAAUAAAACUAUAUAAAGUUAUCACUUCCAAUGAGCAUAUAGAUUAUUAGAUUAAAACUCUAAAUCUUCUAGCUUUUAAUAACAGCUCAUAUCACAGAGACAUGGUAGACUGCCUUCCAGCCCCCUUUCCUGUAGGAAGGGGACAGUUUUCAGGUGGAAGCCACACUUACAGUAAACAGGCCAAUGAACAAGUCUCCCAGGACCCCUGCCUUUGGGAGAAAUACUUGGCCAUCAUACUGUUAAGUCCACAGCAACUCAAAAGAUUCUAAACAAACAAUGGAAGCCAGAAUAGAAUCCUGUGUUCAUAGUUCUCACAGUUCACUAAGCAUCCUCACAGGUCUAACAGAACACUGUCUGCCAGGUCCUGAGGUGAGCAGAGAUAUGUUAGAUUCAGAGGCCCAACUGAACAUCUCAUGGAGAAGUCACCAGCAAAGUAACUGUCAGGGUUUUAGGGACAGUUCUAGGAACCAGGGAAACAAGCACUCUUCUAUAUUUGGAAAAGGCACAAAGUUAUAGAAAUGGAGAAGUACUACUCAACUCUGUCCUUCAACUGGAAAGAAGAGAACUUGCUAAGAAAGAAACUGAGUUUUCUGGAGUCCAUGAAGAAACAUGAAGCCAAUGCCUGGCUAAUGGAGCAGAAAACCUUUUAUAAGCGAUGUUACUCAAAGCUCCAAAGGUCAGAAUUGGCACAUGCCCGACUGCUGGGCAACAAGGAGCUGGUCAAACAGCUCACCUCCAAAAGCAUGUUUUCCAACUACUGCACCAUCCUGGAAGAUGAAAGUGAGGCAGCAGUGAAGGCGAUAAUCAAGAACAGGAGAAGGAGUGAGAACAACAUGAUCUUUCAAUCUUGUCUGGACAAAGAGAGACACUGCCCAGCUCGCAGGAAUGGUCUAAUUAAGAAGGCAGAGGCCCAGGAAGUUCCCAGGGUGACCCUAAAGGCAGACUCCAAAGAAGAGGACCCAAAAGCAACUAUGAAAAGAACAUUUCCUGUCAGACAGGCGAGCAAGUCAGCAGCUCUGGUUUUAUCUUUAGAGUCUCUAAAGAGUCCAGAACAAGGAGCACAACAGAGAAAGCUUCCUAUGGAAAAGAGUCUACUACUACAGGGGGAAGAAGGGAUCCUGAGCAAUUUCAGCAGGCACUCAAACAUUGUGCUUAGUGACCUUAGAGAUCCAGUCACUGACAGGGAAUCAAAAGAUUCCCUUUCCAAGAGCCCCUCCAAGAAAGGAAGUGAGGGAGCACUGAAUGCUCCAGGAAUCAGAAGUUGUGCUGCAGGAAGAAGACAGAAAAUAGUUCUUGAAGAGUCUGGAAGUAAUUCUAUCACCACAAAGAAUGGACACUUGUUUUCCUAAGGUAUCCCUCCCCUGUGCACCGACUUAUCAUUUAUUUAGCAACUGUUUCUUAAUACUUACCAAUGAAAACUCUUACCCCCAAUCUCAAGAUUGUCCCUGAACUUGGGGAGAAAACUGCUUUUCUCCUCUUCUAUAAAAUCACAGCAAUCAAGGCAGGACUUAAACAGUUAAGACAGUGGACCCAGGUUGAGGCCGGCCCCGUAGCCUUUCAAAUGGACACGUGGAGACAAGUGGCAAAAAUGGACAGCAAAGGGCAGUCUGGGUUGGGACCCUGCAGGGCACAUCUUGAAAAGGCUUCAUCUUCAUACCACACAACAGUUUUCAAGGAGAAAUAUCUAAGAGGAACAUGACUCUGGGAAGCUUUUUGGCAGUAUUGCUUACUGUAAAAAAAGAGAGUAAAAGAUAAUAAUUUGGGAAUGUUAGCAAAUUUUGUUUCUUCAAUGGGCUGGGAGGAAACAGAGAUGGGAGUUUGGCUCUAAUUUCUCAGUGUUUCAUAAUAAAAACAAUCUAACAAAUCAAA
Molecule: messenger RNA, 2320 nt
Organism: Ictidomys tridecemlineatus (thirteen-lined ground squirrel)
Lineage: Eukaryota; Metazoa; Chordata; Mammalia; Rodentia; Sciuridae
Source: RefSeq, a predicted model, not a curated record